GAAAGCGAAAGAGACAAAAAAAAGGAGGCAAGAUCCAUUCCAAACUUUAUUUCUUUUCUCUCUUUUUUUGUCCAAGUUUGUGUAUUUUGGAAACAGGCCUGAUGGUUGCCAGUGAACUGAGACGCAGACCCGCGGAGUGAGAUCCAACAUCCUGCAACCAGAAGGCCAUGCAUGUUGCACUGAGGCCACGCAGUGGUUGCCUGGUGCUCUGUCUGUGCCUGUCUGUGUUGACUCUGCUGCUGCAGAGCCUCUGGGUGCCGACUGAGAUGACUAGUGAUGAACCAGCCGGGAGGUCACCUGAGGAACAAGGUCAGCGUGGUCUCGGCUUUCGCAGGCUGUCUCUUCGUUUGGAGGCUUUGAGUACUCAGGUUCAGAGGCUGAGCAAAGAGAGAGACAUCACCCGUCUGACCAGAGAUGAUCUCAGUCUGUUACUGCAUAGUUUCAGACAGGACCAGCAGGGCUUAGUCCUCCUGGUAGAGAGGGAGCUGAAGAGAGUGUCGCAGAGGCUCGACCACCUCAGUCGUCAUCAGACUAACACAGCAACACCACAUGAAGACCUCAGACCACACACAGCUAAAGGGCCCAGUGAGAAGUGUGAGGUGCCAGUGGAUGCUGCGUAUCCGCUGUGUACAGAGAAAGUAGAGUUUCUGCGGGCCCGUUGGCAGGCAGAUCCCUGUUAUGCUUUUUAUGGGGUGGAUGGUACCAUCUGCUCCAUACUAGCUUACCUCAGCCAAAUAGAAGACUUUUGUCCUCCACGUCAUGGAAGAAACAACCCUGCAGUGCCAUGGCAUCCGAAAAAUCACUCCUACACAGAGAGGGCUGAGACACGUACCACUCUGGCUCCUCUGUAUGCGCUCCUCAGAAACAGCACUGGUCCUGCCAUGAACUUCAUCCGGUCCAGAGUGGAGAGGAUGUCUGAUCGGUGGAUCCAGGCCGGUCUGUGGAUGAGGCAGGGCCGGAACAAGACAGUCACAGGCCAGAUGAGGGUGCUGCUGUAUACCGGUGCCCUGGCUGGGAGUGUUGGUCAGCGUUUUGAAGCCCUGGUGAAAAGAGGGGGUCCUCUCGGAGAGCUGGUCCAGUGGGCCGACCUCAGUGCCUGUCUGACAAUCCUGGGACACAACCUCACCUUCAGCACCUCACUGCAACAACUCCACAGUCUGAUUGGUGCAGCUCCAGGCCGAGGCAGCUGUCCAAUCCAGAGGCCCCUCACCUUUGACCUCAUCUACACUGACUACCAUGGCCUCUCUCACCUGCAUGGUGCCAUGGGGCUGGCUUUCCUGCAUUACAAGUGUCGCUUCAGGAUCCUGGACUCUUUUGGCACUGAACCGGCCUUUAACUUGGGGAGCUAUGCACGUAGCACAGGAUAUCAAACACUGUGGGGCAGCUGGGGUCUGCAGCCUCUGCAGUACAUGACCAUGUUCCCUCACACUCCUGACAACUCCUUCCUGGGCUUUGUGAGCGAGGAGUUGGCAAGGGAGGGAGCGAGAGAGGAAGAGCUGGAGCCGGAGGGCUACAGGAAAGACCGAAUAGCAGUAGUCUAUGGCAAACAGGACUACAUGUGGCAGGGCAAAUCUGAAUAUGUGGGACUGAUCAAUGAAGCGCUUGAGACCCAUGCCACAGUCUACCAGCCAGAAGGACACACCUCUAAUCUGCCCAGCUUCAUCAGAAACCACGGCCUGCUGACUCAAGAAGACUUCUUACGCCUUCUCCGCAGAGCCAAGGUGUUUGUAGGUCUUGGAUUCCCCUAUGAGGGUCCAGCUCCCAUCGAGGCGAUAGCUCUGGGCUGUGUGUUCCUUCAGCCACGCUUUGACCCACCGCACUCCUCACACAACAACGACUUCUACAAAGGAAAGCCCACCACAAGACAGAUCUCCUCUCAGCACCCUUAUGCCGAAAGCUUCAUCGGCAAACCCCACGUGUGGACUGUAGACAUGACCAACAAAACAAAUGUAAUGGAGGCAGUGAGAGCCAUUCUACACACAGAGGUGAAGCCCUUCACUCCCCGGGAGUUAACGUCUGAAGGAAUGCUGGAGAGGGUUCACAGUUACAUCACUCACCAGAAUUUUUGCACUCAAUCAGCUCCUACUUGGCCACCAGAAAGUGCUCUAAGGAUUCACCUGGGUCCCCUUGGUCAGUCAUGUGUAAGUGUGUGUCGGCAGUCCUCUCAUGUGUGUGAGCCGGCUCUGUUUCAUCACCUGAACACACCUGCUGCGUUCACCAGACUUGGAAUAAGCUGCUCCAGCACAGGGCAGGAAGCAAACCACCUGUUUCCUUCCUACAGCCCUUGGGGACGACACUGUGGCCUCCAGCAGGAGCCUCUGCUGUUCAGUUGUGCUGGUUCGGACUCCUCUCAUCGCAGACUGUGUCCCUGCAGAGCUCACUUACCUGGACAGGUGGCUCUGUGCCCUGACUGCCUCUAAACAAUUCUUUGAAAGAACUCAGGGAAUUUCUGGAUGAGCAAAAAGAAAAGGUAUUAAGAAGAAGAAAGCGCCAAAGAGCCAUCUGCAAUGCACGCUGUAUGGGUAAAGCUUUUAUGAAAAAUGGACCAAAAAGAGACAGUUGUUCUGCCAAUGUUCUUGAAAACCUUGUGAUUUUGUUUGGGAACCUUUCAGUUUAUAUAACAGCUCUGGUGCCAGAGUAAUCUGGCAUAAUCAUCAGUGUCCGCAUUCUUGGUAUUUAGUACAUGAUAGUAUUUUAACACAUGGAUGGCAAUUAUGAGACAAAAUGUACCAAUAAGGUGAAGUUUUACCUUCAUGAAAAGUUAAUUAUGACAGGAUUUGUUCACUUGCUGUAUUUGUCCAACGAUUUUGUAAUGGACAAGAUUUUCUAUGACGGUCAUUUCUCAGGAGAAACAACUUUGUGAAUGUAGUUUCAAAAGUACUUAAACUGUUGAAGGAUGAAGAAUUCAAGGCCUGGUGUCUUGUUUUUGUAGCUUUUCCUUGAUCCCUUCAGCAAAUAGUCUUCAAAUGACCACGCACUUCAGGGAAAUAGGUUUAUUUAAAUAAGUGAAAGUGGCACUUACGCCUCUAAAGCCAUUUAAUCCUCGGUGUUUUACUUCUCUUCUCAUGUUCCAGAUCAUACACAGAGAGAUCUUCAGUAUUUUGCUUAAUAAGUAUCCAAUCAUCAUCAUACCCCUUACAGUUAUAUAUCAUACUGGUCAGCGUUGCAUGGGAUUGCAGCUCAUGUAACCCCUCAUUGCAUUGCUGGCUGCAGAUAUUAGCCGGGGCCUCAGAGGAGAGCAUGUGACAGCCUAAGUGAUGAGGCUCAUUAUCUGAGUGAAUCAUGGAUAACCUCUGGAUGCCUUUGGGAGGUCACAGCCUUAUGACCAUGGUUAUACUGUCAUAUAAACCAAUGGUUUCCAACCAUCUUUGACUUAGGAAACUCCCUUAGCUUGAUUUUAUUCCAUGCCCAGUAAAGGCAGAACCUCAUUGUUUAUCUUUCAAACACAUAUUCUGCAUCAGAAAGAGCAAGAAAAAGUCACUGAGUGUAGGAUUAAUUAUGUUUUCUUGUGUUGUUUUACUAGAAAUUACCCCUAAAAUGAUUUUGAUCAUAAAAGAUGACUCACUUCACCCAGAGUUAUUGUGUUAUUCCUUGACUGCCUCGUGAACUCCAGAGACUUGGAGUCCCCCCAGGGUUAUUUUACACCCUGGGUUGAUAUGAACAUGGAACAUACCACCAUGCGAUUUGGCACACGCACAACACAAAGAGAAGUUUUACACUUGAACAUUUCCAUUUCUGAAAUCAAAAAUGGUCACACAGACUUAUCCAAUCAUCCCUGCCUGAAGAACAGAUUGUGAAAGAAACAAAUGAUAACAACCAAAGGCCAAACUGCAACCCGUAAACGCUGCGGUAAGUGAUAGGGUGCUGCACUUACAUGACACAGCUGUUAGCAAAGAUGGCUCCAAUACUGGCAGCACACUGCUGUUUUAAACUGGAUCGAUUUGAGGUUUUUCUUGGAAAUGACGCCAUCCUGAACGUUAAUUGGCAGAACAAGAGACUUUUUUUUCCGCUCUGAUACACUCUGUACUGUGACCAGGACAUAUUGUCAUUUAGAGAUCAGACUGCUCAGGGCUGCAGCCACAGGACCGUUUGAGAAUGGGAUUGACAGAUAAAUGCCUGUGAAACAGUAUACAAAAACAACAUUUGUAAUGACUUGGUGGAUUCUAGUUUAUUAAUUUGGCCCUGUCACAUGUGCCGUUUGCUUUAGUUGAUGCACGGUCCAAAGACGAUGGAAAUUAACUUUUGUUCAUGUCAAAGAAGUGUUUGGAUAACAGAAAAACAAAAGUUUCUUAAGACGCAAAGGGACUUCCCUGAAACACAUAUUUGGAAAGUGAUGUGUCAUUUCUGGAUGAGUCAUGUUCAUUCAUAUCAGUUACAUGUGUUAUGGCCUAUAAAAGCUGUCACUCACCUCCCAGGGGGCUGAUAGCAGUGGGUUCAAACUAAGGGCUCAAAGAACUGCACAGAGUACAUAUAGAGAAAAAUCGUUAAUAUGGAUGGACAAAGGUUUUAGUGUUCCAAAUGACUGCAUAACGACGGGAGACUGCAAAACUAACAGUUCUUCAUAGAGUGAGAUUAUUCACUUAUGAGACCUCUGGUCAGCUUUUUAAAGAAGUAUGAAAACAUGAAAGUUAAUUCUAUACAACAUACAGGUUACCAAUGUAGUAUUUAAAUAAGUAGCGAAAGUGAUCCAUAAUCCUCAUUCAAGUUAUGCUUGUGGCUACAGUUUGCCAAAUCAACUGUAGUUUAAAUUUUUUAGGUUUUCUUUGAGUCGAAACAGUUUUUUUUUGCCAUUUAUAUUCAAAAUUGUGUCAGCGAGACAUCCAACAAGCAUAAUUUGGACUUGGUCAUUUACUUGGUCAUUUUGUUAACCAGAACUGUACACUUCAGUGUCAUCAGCAUACAAUGAUAAUUGACAUGGUGAUAAGAAACAAUAUUUUCAAUAUGGCAGUAAAACAAGUUAACAAAAGUGGUCAGAGAACACUUCCUUGAGGAACUCUUUAUUCAAUAUGCCUUUGUGGUAGCUUCCCUUAACAUGUGGAAAAGCUUACCAUUUCAAUCAGAAUCAGAAUCAGAAUAAGAAUCGGGGUUUAUUGCCAAGUACAUUUACACAUACAAGGAAUUUGACUUGGUGUAUUGGUGCUAAACAAUAAACAAGGAAAUAAAGCAGAACUAGCAACAACUUAAAUAAUACAGUAUAAGAAGAUAUUACAAUAUAUAAAAUAGAAUUUAAAAAUAUAAAAUAUAAAAAAUAAAAACACAAAAUGUACAAAAGGUGCAAUGUAGGAGCUGUGCAGUGGACUAUGAGAAAAAAAUCUUGUAUGUAAGUAGAUCUGCCCCCACUCUUGAAUGUUAUUAAAUACUUUUUGAAGAACCAUCUCUUCCCUUAGGCAUUUCUUUCAAUAUGAGAUUGUUGUAUCCCAACAGAUUUUAUUAUGAAUUGUAUGAUUUUCUUUCUUGAUGUUUUACAUUUUUAUUCUGUGAAGCACUUUGGUUAACCUUUGUUGUUCUUAAGUGUGCUAUAUAAAGUAUAAAGUUGACUUGA
Molecule: messenger RNA, 5542 nt
Organism: Labrus mixtus (cuckoo wrasse)
Lineage: Eukaryota; Metazoa; Chordata; Actinopteri; Labriformes; Labridae
Product: alpha-1,6-mannosylglycoprotein 6-beta-N-acetylglucosaminyltransferase B-like
Exons: 18
Coding region: 168-2420 (750 amino acids)
Biological process (GO): protein N-linked glycosylation
Cellular component (GO): Golgi apparatus
Molecular function (GO): alpha-1,6-mannosylglycoprotein 6-beta-N-acetylglucosaminyltransferase activity
Source: RefSeq, a predicted model, not a curated record